This is a messenger RNA of Adineta ricciae, 888 nucleotides long. The record is from the annotation of a GenBank genome assembly. NCBI's taxonomy places the organism in Eukaryota, Metazoa, Rotifera, Eurotatoria, Adinetida, Adinetidae.
AUGUCACAUAAUAAUCAUCCAAAUCAACAAUCAACUUCAACCAAACACGUUAAGAAAAAAGCGAAACAAGACGCAACUGAACAGCAAUCCAAUCAUCUUCGUCAUUCAUAUCGACAAAUGAAUCCGACAACAACAAUAUUAGAACCUCGUCGCGAUUUACCUUUGCAUAAAAUCCCUGAACUUCUCGCCAAAAUUACUGGCACAUUAUCGUCCACACUAUCCUCGUCGUCAUCGGAUACCAAACAGCAAACAUCAUCAUCGAAUGGCAUAACAAAUUCAUUAGAUCGUCGUUUUCAAUUAUUUAGACAUUAUUCUGAUAAUGAUGAGGAAUUAAUGCCUCUUGAUGGAAUUCUUCAUUUUUGUAAAGAUUUAUCUUUUGAACCUGAUUGUUAUGAAGUUCUUCUAUUCUGUUUUCUAUGUCGCGCUAAACAAAUGUAUUCGUUAACAAAAGACGAAUUUAUUCGUGGUUUGAAAACUCUUGGUAAUCACGUGGAUAAUCUCCUAGAUGUCCGCACAUCAUUAUUAAAUUACGACAUUCUGCCAUAUGAAAAUGAAUUUUACACUUGGACAUAUCACUAUGGAUUAAUCGAUGGUCAACGUUGUGUUACAACAGCAAAUGCAAUAAGUCUCUGGCGUUUAUACUAUUCAAAAGGAAUCGAAAGACCAGUUAUACUCAACCAGUGGUUGAACUAUUUAGAACAAGACGUAAACAAUGAAAUUCCUAAGACCAUUACAUGUGAUACAUGGACGAUAUUUCCUCAAUUCGCUAAAUUUAUUCAAUUGAAUGGCUAUGAAGCGUACGAUGAUAACGAAGCAUGGCCAUGUUUAUUUGAUGGAUUUGUCGAAUAUCAAUUGGACCAACAAAAGCCAAAGAUAACAUUGAAUUGA